Molecule: messenger RNA, 3950 nt
Organism: Prunus persica (peach)
Lineage: Eukaryota; Viridiplantae; Streptophyta; Magnoliopsida; Rosales; Rosaceae
Product: pentatricopeptide repeat-containing protein At2g13600
Exons: 7
Coding region: 633-3209 (858 amino acids)
Biological process (GO): RNA modification
Molecular function (GO): RNA binding; protein binding
Source: RefSeq, a predicted model, not a curated record
UUCCCUUCUUUCUUUCCUCAUUUCUCAUCUCUCUUUCCUUUCUCUUGGUCUUAUUUAUAGGCUGAGAAAGGAUACCCGUGAGUGUACCCGUGAGUGUGCAGGUGAUAAGCUUCCAAAAUAUUUUGUUUAAUUUCUUUGUGGGCCCCAUACAUGUGGGCUCCGCAUGUUUAUUCUUUACAACAGUACUAAUCCAACAUAUACCAAACGCAGUACAAGUGUUAUCCAUCUUAGACCAAACCAAACUAAUCCAAGACAGUCCUGUUAUUUAGUCCUCCUUCGUACCAAACUACCUGAGUGUCUUUCCUGUCUCUCAGUCUUCCUUGUUUUCUCUUUCCUUCCUCUCUUCUUUCAUUGUGUCUUCUUCCCUCUCUUUCCAUGCACGGCCCCAUCCUUCUCCUCUCUGGCCAAAGGCCAGAGCUCAAGAAAUCAGAAAGCUUCAGGCUUCGUUUGGUAUCUGAUUUUCAUACAGUUUUUCCAUUUCAGAAACGGCAAGUCUUAUACAUGUGUUGAUCCGAGUGUAACCAGCGCCGACGUGAUACUUCUGGUCACUCUUCUCCGACCCAAUUAGCAAUCACUAAGGAUCUUGGAUUUACAAUAAGUCUCUGAAGCAGAGAAGCCUAAUAUCUCCAGUGAUGGGGAUGCUGCCAAUUCAACCCCUGAAGUAUAUCCUUCAUCUUGCUCGCCUAAAUGCUCGUUAUAUAUCAUCAACACAUGAAAAUCUCUCAACAAAGCUCAUUCUCUGCCACGACCCCUCCCUACAACAAUCUUACAUGGAAUUGUCACAGACAUUCUACGAAGCCAUGAAAGCUUGUGCAUCUCUCAAGUCAAUACCCAUUGCCAGAAAACUCCAUGCCCAACUCAUUUCCAUAGGAUUGGACUCUGCUAUUUUCCUCCAGAACAAUCUCUUGCACAUGUACUCUCAAUGUAGCUUGAUAGAAGACGCUCGUCGGAUUUUUUACAGUAUUCAGCAUCCUAAUGUGUUUAGUUGGAAUACUAUGAUCAAUGGAUUAGUAGAUUUGGGUCAGAUGAGGGAAGCAAAGAUCUUGUUCAAUGAAAUGCCUGAGAGAGACUCUGUCUCUUGGACUACAAUGAUGUCUGGCCAUUUUAAUAAUGGGCAACCAGUGGAUGCAAUUAAAGUAUUUGCUGCAAUGGUUCAGAAUUGUGAGAGUUUUUCCGACCCAUUUUCCUUCUCUUGCGUAAUGAAGGCUUGCGGUAGUCUUGGCAACAUCAAAUUGGCUCUUCAGUUGCAUAGUCUUGUGGAGAAGUUAGAAUUUGGAAACAACAUGACUAUUCAAAAUUCGAUUAUCGAUAUGUACAUUAAGUGUGGUGCAUUGAGUUCUGCUGAGAAAAUGUUUUUGAGGAUCCCAAGUCCUAGUUUGUUUUGUUGGAACAGUAUGAUCUUUGGUUACUCUAAACUUUAUGGGGUUCAGAGGGCUCUUCAUAUGUUUUUUCAAAUGCCUGAACGUGACUGUGUGUCUUGGAACACCAUAAUUUCAAUCUUUUCUCAGCAUGGGUUUGGGGUUCAGAGUCUCAGUAUGUUUGUUGAGAUGUGGAACCAAGGUUUUAGACCAAAUUCUAUGAUAUAUGCCACCGUACUUAGUGCAUGUGCAAGCAUAUAUGAUCUGGAAUGGGGUACCCAUUUGCAUGCUCGGAUCAUCCGUAUGGAACCAAGUCUUGAUGUCUUCGCAGGUAGUGGACUGAUUGAUAUGUAUGUGAAAUGUGGACACUUGCAUUUUGCACGGCAGGUGUUUAACAACAUGACAGAACACAACGCAGUUUCUUGGACUUCUUUGAUCAGUGGAGUUGUGCAGUCUGGACUUGAGGACGAAGCUUUAGUACUGUUUAACCAAAUGAGAAAGGCUCCUAUUUCCUUGGAUGAGUUUACUCUCGCAACAGUUCUUGGGGUUUGUUCAGGCCAAAAGCAUGUUUUAGUUGGGGAACAGCUUCAUGGAUAUACAAUCAAGGCUGGAAUGAUCUCUUCUAUUCCUGUAGGGAAUGCUCUUGUUACGAUGUAUGCAAAGUGUCAAAAUACUCAUAAAGCAAAUCAGACAUUUGAGUUGAUGCCAUUCAAAGAUAUAAUAUCAUGGACAGCAAUGAUCACGGCAUUCUCUCAAGUUGGUAAUGUUGAAAAAGCUCGAGAGUAUUUUGAUAAAAUGCCACAGCGGAAUGUCAUAACUUGGAAUUCAAUGUUAGCAACAUAUUUUCAAAAUGGUUUUUGGGAAGAAGGCCUAAAAUUGUAUAUUCUAAUGCGAAGGGUAGAGGUUAACCCUGAUUGGGUCACCUUAGUAACUUCAAUCAGUGCAUGUGCUGAUUUAGCAAUAUUAAAACUUGGGAUCCAAAUUAUAGCUCAAGCUGAAAAAAUAGGGCUUGGUUCUAAUGUUUCUGUCACAAAUAGCAUUGUUACUUUGUAUUCACGAUGUGGGCGAAUUGAAGUAGCAAAAAGAGUGUUUGACUCAAUAUGUGACAAAAAUUUGAUUUCUUGGAAUGCAAUUAUGGCAGGAUAUGCCCAAAAUGGUGAAGGUAGGAAAGUGAUUGAGAUUUUUGAGAAUAUGUUGAAAAUGGACUGCACACCUGAUCAUAUAAGUUAUGUAUCUGUUCUAUCAGGAUGUAGCCAUUCAGGGCUCGUAAUAGAGGGGAAACACUACUUCAGUUCCAUGACUGAAGAUUUUGGCAUCAAUCCAACAUGUGAGCAUUUUGCUUGUAUGGUAGAUCUACUUGGCCGGGCGGGGUUAUUAGAGGAGGCUAAGAAUUUGAUUGAUACAAUGCCCCUUAAGCCAAAUGCUGCUAUAUGGGGGGCUCUGCUUGGCGCAUGUCGGGUUCGUCGCAAUUUAAAGUUAGCAGAAGUUGCAGUGAGAAAUUUGCUUGAAUUAGAUAUAGAUGAUUCUGGGAGUUAUGUCCUUCUGGCUAAUACAUAUUCUGAUUGUGGAAAAUUAGAAGCUUUUGCGGAUGUGAGAAAAGAGAUGAGAAAGAAAGGAAUUGAGAAAAAACCUGGUUGUAGCUGGAUAGAGGUUAAUAAUAGGGUACAUGUGUUCACUGUAGACGACAGCCAUCAUCCACAAAUGAAGGACAUUUAUAGAAUACUUGACGAGAUAAUUAAGAAGAUAGAAGAUACCGGUUGCUAUGUCAAUCCAAUUAGCUCAUUUCUUUCUCAGUGUUAUCACAGAGAAAAGCUUGAUGUCGCUGUUGAGCUGCUUAGAGUGCCUGCUUGAUGCCUAUCUGCAUAAUGUGAAACCUUCAAGUUUCCCAUGAUUGUCACUUGGUAAUGAAGCUGAUUUCCCUUGAUACCUCAAAGGGAGCUUAUAGUGCUGGAUAGGUACCGGUUUCAUCAUUUGAAAGGUGGAUUUUGCUCCUAUGGAGAUUAUAUGUGAUCUCAGAAUGUGAUUCUCUAGCCUUCACCUUGAAGGCACGACAGACGUAAUGGAUAGGUUCAUAAUUUUAUAAGAGUCUGCUGUAAGCUGACAAAGUGAUGGCUCAUUUGACGAGUUUCUUUAUCAGCGGUGACAGUGGUCCACAUGUUCAGCAUUUAUUUGAUUGCCCACGUAAGCAAACUAGAUGGUAUGUUGCUGCCGCCCACACCCAACUGCAUGUUCUUAUCUUGCAGUCAGUCUUAGUCUUUGCUUCUUCUGAUGCAUUGUUUUGUCUCACGGUAUGCGUUGAAAUUCAGUAAAUAUUUUUCAUCUAGAACUCAGCAUAUGAGGUAUGCCAGGUAUAAUGUAAUCUUGCCUUUGUUGAUUUCAUAUUGCAGAAACUUAUGUGCUGGUGCUAGUUGAUGCAAUUUUGAAUAAUUAAUAGAGCCCCUAAUAUCCACAUUUCAGUUCCACCUUCAUCUGAUCCACAUGGGCACUGAGCCCUCUGAUUUGCUUGACUUAUGAAUGGAACAUUUAUAUUUUUCAAGCAACAUUUUAAAGGUCCCACCCAUUAAUGGGAAUUUCUCAUGGUUUUUUUUUUUC